Molecule: messenger RNA, 2162 nt
Organism: Uranotaenia lowii
Lineage: Eukaryota; Metazoa; Arthropoda; Insecta; Diptera; Culicidae
Gene: TM4SF
Product: CD63 antigen
Exons: 5
Coding region: 656-1579 (307 amino acids)
Biological process (GO): protein maturation; protein localization to plasma membrane
Cellular component (GO): membrane
Source: RefSeq, a predicted model, not a curated record
CAACCGUUGGUGUUGGUUUUGGUUUUUCAGUUCGUCGAGUUGAGUUGUUGAGACUCUUGGGAUUGCGACGGUUUAGCUUAGGAUAGGCCUGCAGUAUCGGUUCGACCUGUGGCCAGGAAUGUUGUUUGGCGCGUUUUGGCGUGUUGCGUUCGUUUGUGAUUGAGGUGCGUCGCGCGUAGUUUGUUCGCGUAAGGUAUCCGCGUAUCCGGUUUUGUCCGUCGGAUUUGGUCGGCGUCUUCGAGCCAGUGUUGAUGUGCUUUGUUGUUAGUUGGCUGGAUUGGAAAACUACGACAGCCUUACGUACGACGAGUAAUUAUUAUUUCUAAGGGGUCUUUCUCCGUUUCUUUACCUGUGUUUUGUUGGGGUGGAGUUUAAUGUGUCAGUGAGAUUUGUUUUACCUUCGGAAAUACAACACACCUUUCGUGUAUUAAGAUCGAGACCUCUGGCUGAGGUAAAUCGUGAGUUGCAGAAGCAUGGUGGUUUGUGUGUGAUCUUGCCACUGGAGGGUGUUGUCGGAGAUUGUCCUGCAAAGGGUCAAAGUUUUGAUUGAUUAUCGUAAUAAUCGCAGGAAUACAUUACGAAACAUGAGCAGCUAUCAUUGAUCUAAUAUUGGUAAUCUCCUUAUAUUGUGUGAGCCUAAGUGAAGUGUGCCAAAAUGCGGCUAUCGGCGAGGAUCAAGUGCUUCCGAUACCUGGUGUACGCGUAUAUUGUGCUGAUCUCGAUUUGUGGUGGCGCCCAGUUGGUGAUUGGCGCGUUCCUGCUAUGGACUCAUCGACAGUAUUCCAAACUGGUGAACGAUCAGUUCUGGGAACCAUUCGGCGUCAUGAUUGCACUUGGAAUUGUUUCUCAGCUUCUGUGCUACCUGGGAUGGACCUCGACGAGUAAAAAGCACCGCUGCUAUCUCGGAACGUUUUGCGUGUUCCUGGUGGCGCAGAUCAUAGUGCAGUUCCUGGUGGGCGGUUGGGCCAUGGCCUCCAGACAUCAGCUACAAAUUCCGGCCGAGCUGGCGCUAGAGUCCAACUUCCAGCAAUUCCUUGGCCUGACGGGGGCUACAGCAGACCCAACCCAUGUCUGGAAUCGGCUCCAGAGGGAUUUCCACUGCUGCGGGCUGCAUUCCGUGCAUGACUUCCAGAAGGUCACCAAACCGACCUCGGGUAUACCCUGGUCCUGCUACGAGCCCAUCAACAAAGAAAUCUACGCACACGGAUGUAUGCACGUCUUUAUGCAGAGCAUUCAGACAAACAUGAUGCGGGUGGCAGCGCUGGCCAUUGCUACCGCCUUAGUACAGAGUCUUGGCAUAUUUUGCGUGAUUCAGCUGGUGAUGUUGCUGAAGAAGACGAAAAUGACUCUCCCCAAUGGGGCAAAUGGGGCCAACCAAUCGAUGCGCAUGAAGCGACCACUGCGCGAAACGAUGCCCCUGGCGGCUCCCACGCCCAGCACCAUCAGCCAUCCGACCCCGCUGACCCCCUCGAUGAUGGGCCCACACUCGAGUGGGGUCGCCGGACCCAGCAUCAGUACAAAGCCUCCAAUCGCCCAGAAGCCGGUCGUUCCGAGAAUCGAGCCGCCCAUCAUCAAAUAGCCAAAGGGGGGCUCCAUUUUUGGAGAUAGCAUUUUCUAGGCCUGAGUGCCUAUAGGAUUUUAUUUUUGCUUUUAUUUUGCAUUGAAAUGACGCCGUGCGUUGGCUAAAUUCAGUUUGAACGCGUAGCCAGCAGCAUUCAGACCGUUUAUUGAUCUUCGACCUCUAAUUUCGACUUCUUAGGCUAAGUUUUGGAUUGUUGCAUCGCAGUGCAUGAUGUGACAAAUAGCCAUCUCGUCCAUUUAUCGUUAAAAGAAGAAAAAAACAUAGGAAUUUAUCAUAUACAUUUAGUGAGCAAAAAGGAAUAUAAUGAUAAAAACGUGUACUUAUCACAAUGCCACGGUUAGUACUUAACUAGAUACAUAAGGUUCAUCGAUUUAGCCGUUAUCUCUUCCUCUAAACUUAUCUACUACUGAACCAGUUCUGCCAAAAUGUGACGUAUGGAAAGAGCGCUAAAAAUGAAAUAAAACAAAUCAGUUCGAUACGAAAAGCGUUUCGCAUUCGCCCGGUUUACGCAUAUAAAUAUUACGCUCUUCAAUCGUAUUCGAAUGGACACUUAGUAGUUACGUAUUAGAACCUUUUUUUU